CCGUUUCUCAGCUGAAAUCUUUGCAGACUCUGCACGUCGAGGAGGAUUAAAAGGGGGAGCUGGACUGCACUCUGGAGUAGAUUACCAGACUCUCUCUCUGUCUCUGUCUCCAUUCUCGACUCCUCUUGCACAAUCGUCAUCUGAGAGUUCUGAAACUCUGCACAGUCACUUGAUUCUUCUGGAGGUGACAAUCCAAUCGAGCCCCGAGCUGCAUUUUCCUUCUCAUUCGAACAUACCUUGUUAAUUCGUCGAGCCGAACGAGGCAGUUUGAGCUGCUACUGGAAAUGGCGUCUGCGGUAAUUAUGUCGUUCCUCGCUGGAGCUUUGAUGCUCUGCGCUUUGGCGAGCUCGGUCGAGGGCGGAGUCCUCUUCUCCACCUUGCAGAAGACUCUGUCGGUGGAAGCGGAGAUUCAGAGUCCAGUUGCACCCAUGGGUAUUGCCAGAGCCGGCGAUGACCAUCUGGUGAUCAGCUGGGUUCUGCAGGGAGAUGCUGCAGCACGAGAGGAUGCGGAGUACGAGAAGGUAAGUUUGAAGCUCUGCUACGCACCUGUGAGCCAAGUGGAGCGAGGCUGGAGAAAGAAGAACGAUGACCUUCACAAGGACAAGACCUGCACCAAGGCCAUCGCCACGCAGAAGUACACAUCCGGCGGUAACUCCACGGUCUGGAGAGUGGCCAAAGACGUCCCCGGAGCUGUUUACUUCGUGCGUGCUUACGUGCUGAACGCCAACGGGACUCAAGUGGCCUACGGCCAGACCUCGAACGAGAUUACCGUCGAGCCCAUCUCCGGGAGGCACGCUUCUAUCGACGUUGCUGCUGCCAUAUUCUCUGCGUUCUCGAUCGGCUCCUUGCUCUUCUUCCUAGCUCUGGAAAACGUUAGAGGCAAGAGGUCCAGCAGCAAGUAGUUAGUCAAAGCUGCCUGCAUAGCUCCAGAUGCCCGAUUACAGAAGAUUGCAUAUUCUCUAAAUUGAUUGCACAGGGCGAAUUUUCACUCCACUGAUCUGCAGGGGUGCUACUGCAUACGUUGGGAUUGCCCGAUGUUGAGUGACCUGCCAGCCUGCCUGGAGUCACAUCGGAUUCAUGCAGUUGGCAAGUUAGUGAAGUGGUUUUUUCAGGCAUCGGUCCAUGCCUUUUCUUAUCCUUAGCUAGCUUUUCACAAUUCAAUUUCGAAUCUUGACACGAGUGUUGUGAGGAGUUUUUUCUGCACAGAGCCAUCGAGCGUACUAUCUUGUACUUUUCUCGUGGAGUGUACAUAGAAGUAAUGUCAAAUCAUAUAAGAAGUUUGAAGUGUGAGCUAGGAGGGAAUAAUAUAUUUGUUUGCUCCUGCUCCUUAUUUGUUCCCAAAGGAAGACUUAUUGCCAAGCAGAGCAUGUUAGAGAAGCUCGAAGCUCGUUGCCCUUGUGAAUAAAAGAGUUCCUGUCUGGGAGCCGUUUCCCGAAACCACUCGAAGAG
Molecule: messenger RNA, 1449 nt
Organism: Marchantia polymorpha subsp. ruderalis
Lineage: Eukaryota; Viridiplantae; Streptophyta; Marchantiopsida; Marchantiales; Marchantiaceae
Source: the annotation of a GenBank genome assembly